GUGACAUCACUUUAUUGCCUUGUACAUAGGUUUGUGUUAAAAACACAAAAGGCCUUUGCCCAGACAUUAUCACUCCGGCGUCGGCCUGCAGCUGCUGCCCUGAUAGCUGAUGGGGUUUUGUGUAUGAAGUUGAGCUACUGUGUAAUUUCAGGCCAACAAACAUCACUGUUAUGGCUGCAACAACCCCUGAACAGUUUGAAGCUGGCUCACCCAGUAAGCUUGACCAAGUACAGGGUCAAGUCAACGAGGUUAAAGUCAUCCUGAAAGACAACAUUAACAAAGUGUUGGAGAGAGGCGACAGGUUAGACGACCUGAUCGGCAAGACCAAUGACCUCCAAGAAUCUGCGGACUCCUUUCAACGAACAUCUACACGGGUUGCCAGGAAAUACUGGUGGAAAAACAUUAAAAUGAUGAUUAUAAUCGGGGUGAUUGUGUUGAUCAUCCUUAUCCUCAUCAUCCUCGCUGCUACUAAAGUGAUAUGAACCACAGUUCAGGCCUGCAGGUUAUGGACAUGACUGUUUAAUCACUUAUAAUUACCGCUGAGCAUUUUAACGUUUAAUUGUGACCAUACAGUACUUGAUUGUUUGAUGUUGCAGACUUCAAGAUGUUUAAGCUAAAAUUGUGCAAUUAAGACCAUAAAAUUGUUAACGCGGCUUCUCAACACUCCAAACACUGUGACACACAUCACUAUUUCACAAAGAACCACAUUUAUUUUUAACUUGUUGCAUUGAUGUCCAAUACAUUGUAUAUACUGUAUUACAAAAGAUGUAUUAUACUGUAUGAAUGAUAGAGGUUAAACAGCAACAAUGUAUUUUGUAUCUUUCUUACAUCUGUGAUCUUCCAAACAAACAUUGGAUUUGUGCAUUAAAAUGAAGCA
Messenger RNA from Thalassophryne amazonica, 877 nucleotides. RefSeq lists its product as uncharacterized. Lineage: Eukaryota; Metazoa; Chordata; Actinopteri; Batrachoidiformes; Batrachoididae. Gene Ontology annotation, molecular function: syntaxin binding; SNAP receptor activity. The record is from RefSeq and is a predicted model, not a curated record. Gene Ontology annotation, biological process: SNARE complex assembly; vesicle-mediated transport; vesicle fusion. Gene Ontology annotation, cellular component: plasma membrane; SNARE complex. Bases 171 to 482 code for a protein of 103 amino acids. The transcript has 4 exons.